This is a messenger RNA of Marchantia polymorpha subsp. ruderalis, 1202 nucleotides long. Lineage: Eukaryota; Viridiplantae; Streptophyta; Marchantiopsida; Marchantiales; Marchantiaceae. The record is from the annotation of a GenBank genome assembly.
CCGAGUCUACUCUUUCGCACAGGCUUCGCACCCUGGUCUGUUCGUCGCGGCUGCAAUUUUCUUUCCAGUGCUGCGUUUUUGUCUACGGGAGAUUUCCCACAAGUAAACAUGGCGACUCAGAUGAGUAAGAAGCGAAAGUUCGUAGCAGAUGGAGUUUUCUUUGCCGAGCUGAACGAAGUUUUGACCCGGGAGCUCGCUGAGGAUGGCUACUCCGGCGUCGAAGUGCGUGUCACACCGAUGAGGACCGAAAUCAUCAUCCGUGCUACUCGCACCCAAAAUGUCCUUGGUGAAAAGGGACGAAGAAUCAGAGAGUUGACCUCUGUAGUUCAGAAGAGAUUCAACUUUCCAGAAAACACUGUGGAGCUGUAUGCUGAGAAGGUUAACAGCAGAGGACUCUGCGCCAUUGCCCAAGCCGAGUCGCUGCGUUACAAGCUUCUCGGUGGACUUGCCGUCCGCAGGGCUUGCUAUGGUGUGUUGAGGUUCAUCAUGGAGAGUGGUGCCAAGGGUUGUGAGGUUAUCGUCAGCGGUAAAUUGCGUGCCCAACGUGCCAAGUCCAUGAAGUUCAAGGAUGGAUACAUGAUCUCCUCCGGCUCCCCAGUGAACGAGUACAUCGACUCUGCCGUGAGGCACGUCCUCCUCCGACAGGGUGUUCUCGGAAUCAAGGUCAAGAUCAUGUUGGACUGGGACCCCAAGGGUAAGCAAGGACCCAUGACACCACUUCCCGACAUGGUCACUAUCCACACACCGAAGGAGGAGGAGGAAUUUGCAAUGAAGCCUUUUAUUGGCAAGGAAAUUGAAGUCGUGUAAGCAGAUUUUAUUUAGAUGAAUUUACUCAUCGGGAAUCCCUCUUUUUGACAUAUAAGAUUCUACUGAAGAGUUCUCUGACGCGCUCCUUCGCCCUCUACUCUCUGUACAAUUCAACCCAUUGUUGUGUCUUUGGCUAUAGUCUCAAUCAAGACAAAUCGAUUUCUGCCCGUCUUGUUUUUUUGGGGAAUGUCUUGCGAAGUCUGGUGAUGUCGAUGACCUAGGGAAAUUGCCUUAAGGCGAACGGAACAUGGCAUUCUUUUACACGGAAUGGUAUUUGUGCGGACUGUGAAUGGAAGUGGAUUCGGCUGAAGGUCGAUGUUCCUCAAAUAGUGGUCUUUCAGUGAGCCUGAGCUGUCCAUGAAUAAACCGAUGAGUAGUUUUAUUGACAGGCCAGU